AUGAGGGACCCCGCCGCGGAGCUGCGCGACCUGCGUGACCUGCACCGCGACAUGCACCGCGACCUGCACCACCCCGCCGACCUCUCGCGGGACCUGCGGGCAGACGGCCAGGACGACGCCGCGCCCGCCCCCGGCCACGUGCCGGCCGCGCUCCUCGAGGAAGACAGAAAGCCCGUCUUCAUAGAGGCAAACACCGAAACUCCUCACAUGACCGCCGUGGACACCGACGGACGCAACAGUCGAGAGCAGGAGGACCUGGACGACGAGGAGGCGGUCGUGGACAUCGAGUCCACGGAGGACGGCGACGACGUCGUCCUGGGGGAGGUGGCGGACAGCCCCGUGGGGAGGGUGGCGGAACCGCCUCAGGUUUCCCCGAAGCCUCACGCGCACAUCCGGCCCCUCACGCCUGAAAUCGGCGAGGAGGGCCUGUGGGCGGUGGCCACGGCGAGGCUGUCCCUGGAGCGGCGGCAGGAGCACCUGUACCGCCACCUGCACCUGCUAAGAGACGGCCGCGACCCGCUGCAGCCCUUCAAGAUGGGCGUGGACUGCACCACCUGCCACCAGAUCUACGGGCCGCUGCUGCCGCCAGCCAGCCUCUCGCCCGCCGAGGCCAAGCUGGCGCCCUGAAGCCCCUCGCCAGCCGGCUGGCGCGGGACGGCAGACUUACAAACAAGUGCUUUGUAUCAUUAUGAAUCACUCAUUCUUGUGUCCAGGGAGCUUUACAGAAAAGCAAUAAUAUAGAGCAUACUCAAUUAGGAUUUGUUAAUUUUGUUUUUCAACAGGUGGUCUAGUCUAAACCUUGCCGUUUCUACUGAUGUUGUAAAUAGUAAAUUCAUUCGUUAAAGUGUGCUUCGCCCGCGCUCUGUGGCGUCGAACUUCUUCUGUACAUAUACGGGUAUAGUGAAAGGCACUCUGUAUCAUAUUUUUGUCCGUGGGACAAAUAGGGCUUCUCCAAACUUGUAGUAAAAUGUGUAAAUAUGUAUGUAUUAUUGCUCGCCGCCAUGUUAUGUGAUUGUAAAAUUUAUCGUUACUCUCUGUUUGCCAAUGUAAACUACGAUAAUUAUUGUUGUUUC
Messenger RNA from Thrips palmi, 1073 nucleotides. RefSeq lists its product as uncharacterized. The record is from RefSeq and is a predicted model, not a curated record. The coding region runs from base 1 to 627 and encodes 208 amino acids. The transcript is spliced from 5 exons. Lineage: Eukaryota; Metazoa; Arthropoda; Insecta; Thysanoptera; Thripidae.